Lethenteron reissneri (Far Eastern brook lamprey) is the source of this 2027-nucleotide messenger RNA. It is a transcript of the gene TSLIG1, whose product is annotated as zinc finger and BTB domain containing 8 opposite strand. Gene Ontology annotation, biological process: tRNA splicing, via endonucleolytic cleavage and ligation. Gene Ontology annotation, cellular component: tRNA-splicing ligase complex. The record is from RefSeq and is a predicted model, not a curated record. Lineage: Eukaryota; Metazoa; Chordata; Hyperoartia; Petromyzontiformes; Petromyzontidae.
AGUGGGACCCCCUAGGACCCCCCCCCCCCCACGAGUGGGACCCCCGGUGCGCGGAGCGAUGGACUCGCGGCACUACGACAUAAGCGAGGAGCAGAAGGCGAUCAAAGCAAAGUAUCCUGCCGUGAUCAAGAAGCACGAGUACCUGGACCACACGGCAGACGUGCAGUUGCACGCGUGGGGUGACACGCUGGAAGAGUCGUUUGAGCAGGUUGUCAUGGCCAUGUUCGGCUACAUCAGCGACAUCGAGGUGGUGGAGCCGCUGGACACGGUGGAGGUGGAGGCUGAAGGUGAGGACAUGAUGUCUCUGCUCUACCAGUUCAUGGAUGCGUGGCUCUACAAGUUCUGCGCCGAUUUAUUCUUCAUCCCGAGGGAGGUGAAAGUCGUGAGUCUGGACAGAGUCAAUUUCAAAAUCCGCUCAAUUGGCUGGGGAGAGGAGUUCAACCUAGAGAAGCAUCCACAGGGCACGGAGGUGAAGGCCAUCACCUACUCAGCCAUGCAGAUCCACGAGGAGGAGGAUAAAAACGAUGUGUUUGUCAUCAUCGACAUCUGAACCUUAUGGCGGGACCCUAGGGUCCCAUAAGCCCCCGGCUCUCGCAUAAACUGCAUUGUGACGUCAUUUUAUGUCUGUUGAAGGCGAACGAUACGGCAAUCUAUUCCUCUCGACGAACUCUACACGAUGCGCUAAUCAAAGAUUUGUUUAUGAUUACGGCAUUCGUUCUCGCUGCGCUUGGACGACAUGACAACAGAAUGAUUCGCGCCAGGUGGGUCGCGGCGUUUAUGUGCGUGGUGGGACGGAGUCGCCAAAAUAAAUUACGAUUUUGACUUCGGUUUAUUCGGGACCCUGGGGUCCCGCCAUAAGGUUAAUCUGACGCAUGGCAACUUUGCUCUGACUUCUUUGUCGGAUGCAAGUUGGAUGUAGCGGCGCCUCUCGUCACUGACAGACUGAAUCCACGUUGAUUAAAAUUUAAACAGCAAGUUAGAGGCAGCCACUCCUUCAGUGCUCUCAAUACUUGAGGACUUUUAUCUGUCGAGUCAGGAUGAGGUUAACCCAAAUCUCACCUCCACGAUCACCGUGGUGGUCUUGCAUGCUGACAGGAGAUGCUUCAUGGCUCAGGGAAUGGUCAUAUCGCUUAUAUUUUUUUCUAGAAAUUCAGUGGUGUGAUACUUUAUAAUCAGAGCUUCUUAAAGAAAAGAUAAUAUUUUAUAAUGGAUCUCACAGGUGUGGCUUUGGACUUUUACAAAAGCUAUGUUUUUGUAGAACAUUAAUUAAGAAUAUGCUUUGCUCUUUCUGGCAAUAAAACAGUUGUGUUACGAUGUUCAAACACCAAAUAGAAAAACCUUUUUGAAGGAAUCAAGUCUGCAUUAACCACACUUACUAGUGGUGAACAUGCAAACAAACAUGCUCUGAUAAUAUAUGCAGUCUUUGAAACUGAUUGGGCUACACCAGAAACAGCGGCCUUCUUUAUGGCCCAGUCUCACCAUUGUCAGACCAGAGAACGCCAAAAUGCGAACAGCACAAAGACAUCGCCACACGUGUCAGUGUCGUUUGGGGUGAGCAGCUAAAUCAUGGGACCUUUUUAUCAUAUUUAAUUAUCAGAGCAUGUUAUUUUGCAUGUUCACUACAAGUACGUGUGGUUAAUGCAAACUGGAUUCCUUGCAAAAGGUAUCUAUUUAGAUUUUGAACAUCUUAACACCUGUUUUAUUGCCGUAAAGGUAAACCCUAUUUUUUUUCAUACUUUGAUACUGGAAAAAAGGUUCCACGAUAGAACAUUAAUUAUUAAUUGAUGUACACUGGUACAAACCAUCUUACUUUAAUUUAUAAUUUAAGUUGUGUGCUGUUAAUCAGUGUGUGCUACGAGUCAAGGGGAAUGGCAGAGGGAGGUGGGGUGCAGUGAGCAUGGGGCCUUAAAAACAGGCCGAGUCUAUGACAGUGGGAAAUUCAUCACCCUGUGCAGACAGGGGGUGUCUCUUGUGGCUGUCUAUUGGAUGUUCAUAAUAAAUGCGUGCAUUGCUCUCAGGUUAUUAAA